CCGGUGGCUGGGAGGGCCGGCACCGCGCCCCAUGCUCAGCCCGUCGGCUGUGCGGGAAAGGCUUGUGCUGCCUGGCCAGAAGCCAGCGCGGUGCCUCCCAGGGCCUGGGCGGCCGCUGCGGAGCGGAAGCGAGGCCACCCGAGGCCCAGCCGUGGGCUCUGGCCGCCGUAGGGCUCUGGUUUCAGGUCAUAGAAUAGUUUGGGUUGAAAGGGACCUUAAAGCCCAUCUAGUUCCAAGGCCCCUGCCAUGGGCAGGGACACCUCCCACUGGAUCAGGCUGCCCAAGGCCCAUCCAACCUGGCCUGGAACACCUCCAGGGAUGGGGCAGCCACAGCUUCCCUGGACAACCUGGGCCAGGGCCUCACCACUCCCAUCAUGAAGAAAUUCCUCCUUAUGUCCAGUCUAAAUCUGCCCCUCUUCAGUUUAUACCUGUUCCCCCUCGUCCUAUCACCACAAGCCUUUAUGAAUAGUCUCUUCAGCUCUCUUGCAGGCCCCUUUCAGGCCACACUGACAGACCAGGUGGUUGGAUUCGGCUUGGUUGCCUUCAGCCUCGUUCUCUUCGUUUACUACACCCUCUGGAUCAUCAUACUGCCCUUCAUCGACAGCGACCAUGGGAUCCACCAGUACUUCUUACCUAGGGAGUAUGCUGUUAUCAUCCCUGUGGUGGCUGGGCUGAUCCUGCUGCUAUUUAUAGGCGUUUUUGUAAUGGUCGUGAUGUGGAAGAGCAGGAAACCUGCCAAGAAAUCGGAUUGAAGGCCCUGCUGAGAGAUAAGGAGAAGGCGCCCACUCUGCAAUGUCGUAUCCAGGAAAAGACUUUGCCUGCAGCACCAGGCAGCACCUCCUCCAGAGCACCCAGCACUGAGCUGGCUGCACUCCCCCACAUUCCUUCCUCCAGAGAUGAAGCCUUCUGUAGUUUACAACUUACUGACCAAAGGGAAGCAGAACUGACCUCCGGGGCUGGUCAAGAGAGGUUCCAGAGCCCCGGCUGUUUGGGACCAGCUCCCCAGCUGGGGCUGCCUGUUCUUGCUGGGCUUUGGCCCCUGCAGGCUGGAGGAGCUGGGAGGUCCCACAGUGAAACUGCCAGAGCACAAGUUGAGCCCUGGCCCCUGCCCACUGCGCGGUCUCUGGGCAGUCCUUCCCCUCAGCUUUUACUGUGUCCAACAGUUUGUUCCUCUGGGAUUUUUUAAAUGUUUACACGUGGUUUGGGGCGGGGUGUUAAUUGGAUUCAAGUUUGAGACGAAAGAAGUGAAACUUUGGGCUUGGAAAAGGCAGGCUGGCGUUCUCCCAUCUGCCUGCUAGAAGGGCUUAUCACAAAACUGGAGGGCUUUUGCCUUUCUGAGGAGGGACCCCCGCAAGGCUGGGUGUGCAGAUGACGCAGGGGCAGAACCACCACUGUCCUCCACGUCUCCUCUUGCAGCUGCCCAGCUGAGGGAGUGGUGAGGAGGUGUCCUGGCUCACAAGGAAGCGUGCAGCUCCACUGCCCUCGGGUGCGGUUCCCAUGGCUGCUGUCAGCUUCUGGCUGGGUUCCUGCCCCCAGUCACGGCUCUGUGGGCUGGGGCUCAGCGGGCAGGCGUGGUGGCACAGUCCUGCUCCUGGGGGCAGCUGUGGUGGUCCGACAGCUCUCCCAAGACUACAAGCGGAAUCACCCUCAAUAAAGGUCUGUAAGCCCUCGGUCACUGACCUCUGCCUGUGCCAAAGGGGUGCCACUGGUUUUCUGGAGUGUUUUCUGCUGUGUGGUCCUGGCAGUGCCCGAUGCUGGGCUGGGGGCAGUGCUGCCAAGGGGCCUGGCAGGGAAGUGCAGGAGAGAACAAGUUUAUCCCUGUGCUGGGGGGUACUUUACCCAGCCUGGGGUGGCUCCAGCAAAAGGAGGGUGGAUCUGGGAUGCUUCAAUCCUUCUUGCAUGUACCAGGAACUGCCCCUGGCAGACAGCAGCAUGUCCCUGUCCCAUCAUCUCCCACCCUGCUGGGGGCAGGUGCCUCUGGUCUUGGGCUGAACCUGGCUGCUAUUUAACCCACUGCAUGGCUGGAGACAGAGGGUGAUCCAGAGGCGAGGCUCAAGCUGGAGGUUUGUUUCCACCUCGGGGAGGCUGCCUGGCUCUCUCGGGGUGUGCAUCCGCGCUGUUUGCCUGUCACCGCACCCUCCCUGAGGCCUCCAUCCCCCAGUUUUCCCUUGCCUGUGUCUUGUGCUGCGCCCUCUCCUGCGGAGGAACACCUCACUCCCCAGCCCCUGGCUCUCGGGACAUGGCCCAGGCCAUCGGGGCAGAUGGGAGCUGGGGCAGGGGGAGGCAAAGAGGGAGGGAAAAUUCAAUCCUGUCUCCAAGAAACUCCAUGGGUGCACCUCGGGCACUGCUUCCCAUGGGAGUCUGGUGGUGUUCCCGUCACCUCUUCAUUCCUCCCAUCUGAAGCCUUAGAAUUGGAAUCACAGAAUCAUAGAAAGGUUUGGAUUGGAAGGGAUCUUUACAGGCCAUCCAGUCCAACUCCCUGCAGAGACAGGGGCAUCUUUGAUUGGAUCGGGUGGCUCAGAGUCCCAUCCAACUUUUAAACACCUCUGGGGACAGAACCUCUGC
Molecule: messenger RNA, 2565 nt
Organism: Cuculus canorus (common cuckoo)
Lineage: Eukaryota; Metazoa; Chordata; Aves; Cuculiformes; Cuculidae
Gene: DPM2
Product: dolichyl-phosphate mannosyltransferase subunit 2, regulatory
Exons: 4
Coding region: 375-752 (125 amino acids)
Biological process (GO): GPI anchor biosynthetic process
Cellular component (GO): endoplasmic reticulum membrane; dolichol-phosphate-mannose synthase complex
Molecular function (GO): enzyme regulator activity
Source: RefSeq, a predicted model, not a curated record